GGCCUGGAAAGGACUUUUGUGGAUCCUCCUUUCUAACCCCUUGAAACACAAAGCACAGCUCUUCCUGCAUACCAGCAUUGUCCAUACAUGGCAGGGCUCUGUUCCUCUCCUGUUGCUGAUCUGCUCCUGUCACUGAUCUGCUCCUGGCUUCCCUUUGGUGAGUUCAUUAUUGGCCGUGUUAUUAAAGCUAUGAACAACAGUUGGCACCCGGAAUGCUUCUGCUGUGAUAUCUGCCAACAAGUAUUGGCAGAUAUUGGAUUUGUCAAGAAUGCUGGCAGACAUCUCUGCCGUCCCUGCCAUAACAGGGAAAAAGCCAGAGGCCUGGGAAAGUACAUUUGCCAGAAGUGCCACGCCAUUAUUGACGAGCAGCCCCUCAUUUUCAAAAAUGAUCCCUAUCACCCUGAUCAUUUCAACUGUGCAAACUGCGGGAAGGAACUUACUGCUGAUGCUCGUGAGCUGAAGGGAGAAUUAUAUUGUUUACCCUGCCAUGACAAAAUGGGCGUCCCCAUCUGUGGAGCAUGUAGAAGACCAAUUGAAGGACGUGUGGUGAAUGCUAUGGGCAAACAGUGGCACGUGGAGCAUUUCGUUUGUGCAAAAUGUGAGAAGCCAUUCCUGGGUCAUCGUCACUACGAGAGAAAAGGCCUGGCCUAUUGUGAAACCCACUACAAUCAGCUGUUUGGUGAUGUAUGUUUCCAUUGCAAUCGUGUGAUUGAAGGAGAUGUUUGGUUCCUGGAGAUAUUGACCUAUCUGUCACAGGCACCUGUCUUUUGAAAAUAGAGGCUGAUAAUAAUUUCACAAAACCAGGAAGGAAUUGUACCUGAAAAGAUCUGUGAAGCCAUAACUGGAAGCGCCUUAAUUUUGAGGUGGAGUGAUUGUUUUGUAGCUUUUUGGACUAUCAUCAAUGAUAAAAUGCCAUAAGGCAAAUCAUUCCACGUGCAGUCACAUUAUUUUAUUCCUAGCUACACCUGCCUGAAGUAAACACUGUAACACAUCUUAGCCUCACCUAAGCCAAAGCCAUUCUCGAAGUGGGAGGAAGCCUCUGCUACAUGAAAGGAGCCAUAAAGUAGUUCACAGCCAUGUAAAUAUAGGGUGAGACCUACAUUCCAGAAUUGUGCUUUCCCCACACUUUGGGACUGGACUCUGCCUGCAGAACAACAAUCCAGAAGCGCUGUCCUCUGCACUGAGAUCCUGAAUGAAGAGAACUGGGGCUUGGAGUGAAUGAGUAAAUGCAGCCUUGUCUGAUC
This is a messenger RNA of Centrocercus urophasianus (Greater sage-grouse), 1244 nucleotides long. Its product is annotated as LIM and senescent cell antigen-like-containing domain protein 1. Bases 88 to 771 code for a protein of 227 amino acids. Lineage: Eukaryota; Metazoa; Chordata; Aves; Galliformes; Phasianidae. Gene Ontology annotation, cellular component: focal adhesion; cell-cell junction; cytoplasm. The record is from RefSeq and is a predicted model, not a curated record. Gene Ontology annotation, biological process: positive regulation of integrin-mediated signaling pathway; cell-cell adhesion; cell-cell junction organization. The transcript has 7 exons.